AUGUCAACAUGGCAAUCAAAGGCUGACGUGUUAUUUGUUCUGGACGGCUCCGACACCGUGGGGUCUGCCAACUACGACAACUUGAAAGCUUUUCUCUCAGACCUCGUGCGACAGUGGAACAUUGGACCUAAUGCCGUGCAGGUAUCUGUGGUGAAUUAUGGCCAAGGAGUCUCACAGGAGUUCGACCUGGAUGAGGCGGCAGAUGUACAGACAGCUCUUCAGAAGAUUAAUGGUCUGAAGUUUCCUGGAGGUACUUCUGAUGUGGCCGACGCCCUCAAGUAUGCUCACGGGGCGGGGCUGUCAAUCACUCACGGUGCCAGGACUGGGGUACCCCACGUCAUCAUUCACGUGACCGAUCGGCCGUCCGCUGACAAACAGGCAGCCAUCAACGAAGCCCAGAAAGCCUUCGACAAGGGUGUCACCAUCUAUAACGUCGCCAUUGGGGAGGGCACGGACGACAUGAAAGAGACGACCAGCGACCCGCAGUCCAGGUACCUCCUCAAGGCAGACUCGUACGCCGCGCUCCAGUCGCUUGUACCAGUGUUGGGAUCCAGGAUCAACAAUGAGGUUCCUGUGAGCUCCCAAAGCCUGCCAGCGCCUAACUCAUGCCUCCAGAAGGCGGACUUGGUCUUCAUCGUUGACUCCAGCUCCAGUGUAGGGCAAAGUGACUUCCAGCAUCUAGAAGACUUCCUCAAGGAUUUCGUCCUUCAGCUUCCCAUUGACCAAGACAAAGUGAGAGUGGGCGUUGUCCAGUACGGGAACCACCCAUCCCUGGAGUUCGCGCUGGACAUUUACAACCAGAGCCUGUCAGUUCUGCACGCCAUCGACGGGCUGAGCUUCAUGGGCGGCGGAACCAACACGGGAGACGCCAUCGACUACACCAAGACAGAGGUCUUUUCCUCCACGCAGGGCGCCAGAUACGGGGUGAGGUUAUUCACCAACGUUGCAACGCCCGCACCAACUCUGCCCCCAGGAGUCACGACCCAAGACCCUUGCUUCGAUGCCAACAACAACUGCGCCAACUUUGCAAGCGACACCUGUACAAGUUACGAAGCAUGGUCGAGGCAAAACUGCAACAAAUACUGCGGUUUUUGCUCACAUGGAAAGUGCUUUUACAAAGGCAAAGAGUAUGGGCAUAGUGAGAAAUGGCUUGAUGGGUGUGACUAUGAGUGCAUUUGUGAAGAUGGAAAAACAGGAUCCUAUAGAUGCUUCAACAGAUGUCCAGUGUAUUCUGACCUUCCGCCGGAGUGCACUCUGAUUUCUGUUCCUGAUGAGUGCUGUUUGAAGCCUGUGUGUGAUUUCAAACAGAAGGUCACCACAUCACAGGGAUCGGGGAAAGGGGUCAACCCACAGGGGAUUGCUUCUAUACAUAAAACCUCUUGCAAAAUAUAUUAUUUUCUUUUGUUUGAUUUCCUGUUGAUCUCACACGCAGCCAUGUGUGUCUAUGGAGGCUUGCAAUACUUCAAUGGUCAGAGCUGGGACGUCGGCUGUGACCUGAGGUGCACGUGCACCGAUUCACAAACUGGAACCUACAUCUGCCAGUCAUACUGCCCAACAUACGAUUCAGUGCCUAGCUAUUGCCAGCUGGUGAAAAAAGCUGGUGACUGUUGUGCUUCGCCUGUUUGUGAGUUCCAGACUCUGACAGGAAUAUCUACUGGUUCUGGCACACUUUCUGGAAACGGAAUUAAAUUCAUCAAUUGUCUAUUCACAGAUGCCUCUCCUCCUGACCGGAGCUGCACGGACAAAGUGAACAACUGCCCCUCCUACGGCAAGUCUGUGUGCCGGGAAUAUGACCAGUGGGCCCAGGAGCACUGUGCAAAGUACUGCAACCUUUGUGGUGAGAAACUAGGUCUUGUGUCAAACUGUCAUGUUAUGACUUACUUAGACGUGAACACAAGAAAUGACAUUCAUUGGAGUUCAGAAAGACCAGACAACCUCGUUGACCGCAACCUGCGCACACAGAAUGCGUGGGUUGCAGUAGGAUUAAUUGGUCCGAACUGGUUCAUUGUUGAAGACUAUGUUCCUGUGACUCCUGCUCCAACACCGGAUGCAUUGAGUAGCAUGCCUCUAGCAUGUUUUGUUAUUCAAAAUGUACAUAUUUUUCUUUCUUUAGAUGUGUGUCUGUAUGAUGGCAAGCCUUACAAAUUGGGAGAGUCCUGGUCUGUAGACUGUGAUCUAGAAUGUACCUGCGAGGUCCCCGCCUACGGAUACUACAGAUGUCACAACAAAUGUCCGGAGUACAGUGACCUCCCAACAGGCUGUAAGACUCAAAGAAAGAUUGGAGAAUGUUGUCCUCAAGUUGUUUGCAGUAAAGGCAAUUUCUACCCAUCAGGUAAUGCAAAUAGUUUCAAACUAAUUCACUCCACCAAUGUGAACAGUAUUGGCAACGGUGGGGGACUGACUAUGCCAGGUCCUAAUGGAAGCACCAUUGACGUGAUGCCCACAGUGUCCGGUUCUGUAUCAGGCACUCCUGUCAACUUUGGACGCGGAAAUAGAAUUGAUGGCUGCCUGUUUGAGGGGCGAGUGUACGUGCAGAGUCAACAGUGGCACAUCGGCUGCAGACUGAGCUGUGUUUGUCUGGACGCUGCUUCAGGGCGCUACGAUUGCAGGGAGAGGUGUCCGAAAUACAACAACGCUCCUUCCACCUGUGAGAUGAAACCCGACCCGAGCGACACCUGCUGUACCUUCCCUACGAACUGCGGCACUCCUUACUUCCCUUUACCUACUUAUGCUAAGACGGUGACAAAUGUCGGAGCUGUGAUGUCACCGAGUAUCAAUGAUCUCAUCUAUGGACACUACACGACAAAAUUCACAGUCACCUUCAGUGGGAUUACUGUGAAAGCACCGACCACACCAGUUCCUGUUAACGUUUAUGGUUACUGUGUGUACAAGAAUAAAACGUACUCACACGGUGAGAAAUGGGAAGAUGGAUGCUCCUACAAUUGUGUCUGUGAGGAUGCAGUGACUGGAAGCUACAGAUGUAUUGAAAAGUGUGAGCAUUACGUCGACCUGCCACCACAGUACUGUCACUUAGAGCAGGACCCGUUCAACCCGUGCUGUCAGCGGCCAGUGUGUAACUUUGUGGCCGGCCACGACAUCAUCAAGGGAGAGAGGAACGAGAGCCUCACCACAACUACAACAACGACAACAACAACGCUGGCACCUUUCACACGAGUCACAACAACUCAGUCUCCACCAAGAAGAGAGUUGUGUGUGUACAAAGGAAUGUUCUACACAGAAGGGCAGACUUGGUUUGAUGGUUGUGACUUCAAGUGCUCAUGUGAUGAUGCGAAGGCUAAUGUUUUUACUUGUCUAACCAGGUGCCCGUCAUAUGCUGGGAACUUCAGUUCCUGUGGUCAGGUGGCUGACCCUGAGGACCCUCAGUGCUGUAGCGCACCUGAGUGCACCGGCGUUGCUCUCCCCCCUGGCACUUACACUGGCACUGGCACAAACCAGAACAGAGACAAAUGUGUCUAUAAAGGGGUUGAGUAUUCUGAUGGAGAUGUUUGGGAAGAUGGUUGUCAACUUCAGUGUGAGUGUGUGGAUUCCUCAAAUGGCUUCAUACAGUGCACAGACAAAUGCCCCAAGAUCACGGAAGUACCCCCCGAUUGCUACUUGGUCCAAGACUUUGCCAACCCGUGCUGCAUGAUGAUGCAGUGUCUACCCUAUCCUAGGACAACUCUAGCACCCCUACCAGGGCUCACGCCACUGCCUAUUCCCUCUUGCAAGUAUUACGGUGCUAAGUACUAUGAAGGUCAAAUGUGGAUGGAUGGCUGCAAGUUCAAGUGUCAGUGUGAAGAUGCCUCAACUGGCUUAUACACAUGCACAGACAGAUGUCCCUCCUACAAUGCCGGUGCUCUACCCCCUGGGUGUCAGCUGUUGACAGACCCACAAGACGCGUGCUGCAUGAAGCCAGUGUGUUCCCCCGCCACUAUGGUGCCGGGCACCGUGUUGCCACAGACUCUUGUGCCAGGCAUGGUCACAGGCACAGCAUCUGUACCUGUUGCAGGACAAGUUCCGAAUCUGCGUUUCUGUAGUUACAAGCGUCAGCAGUAUAGCCAGGAUGAGGAAUGGUUUGAUGGCUGUGAAUAUGCCUGCAAAUGUGAGGAUGCAACAAAGGGUUUCUACACUUGCACAGAGAGAUGCCCUACCUAUGGUGCCCUGCCUCCGUCUUGCAAGAUGGUGAAAGAUGCUGCAAAUCCUUGUUGUCAAGUGCCGGUCUGUGACCCGGAUUACAGCACUCCUACGUCAAACCCUAUGUCCACUCUUGCUCCAGGGAAAAUAACUACUCUGAAACCACAACCUGCUGAUGUUUGUGUUUACAAUGGUCAAGCCUAUGCUCAGGGACAGAGCUGGUACGACGGCUGUCAGUACAAGUGUACUUGUGAGGACGCUACACUGGGUAUAUACAGAUGCUCUGACAGGUGUGUAGCACAACCGCCUCCCCCUCAGAACUGCAGCAUGGUUCCCGACCCCAGCGACCCGUUGUGCUGUGAAGUUACGAAGUGUGACCUUGACCCUCAGAGCCCCCAGAAGAAGGGCAACCUGCUGCCUACCCUGGUGCCUGGCGUGGUGACAGGAAGACAGGUCACACCAGCUCCUCUGCCAGGAUCUGUGCCGACCCUAAAUGCUUGCAUUUACAAUGGUGUCAGCUAUCGAAAAGGGCAACGGUGGGCAGAUGGCUGCAAGUAUGACUGUGUGUGCGAUGACGGAAAAACGGGAAUGUACACCUGUACUGAAAGAUGUCCAAACUAUGGCCUUCUGCCACCUCAGUGCUCGUACGUGACCAACCCAAGAGACCCGUGCUGCAAACAGCCGUACUGCGACCUCACACUGCCCACUCCACCCACACUGGCGCCACAAAACACGCUAGUCCCCGGGAUAAACAAACCUUCCUGUGUGUACAAUGGAGUAGCUUACAGUCAGGGCUCUCACUGGUUUGACGGCUGUGACUUCCGAUGUGUGUGUGAGGACGCUCUCACGGGGAACUACCGCUGUGAAGAAAGAUGCUCCACUCUGAGUCCUGUGCCCACUGGCUGCCAGAUUGAGGUUGACGCCUACGACGCUUGCUGCCAAUCUGUACUCUGUCAACCCGACCAGCUCCCAACUCCCUCCCCUAUGACCUACCCACUACCUGUUCCCAUACCUGCCAAAGUACCUGGGAAAAUCACUGGUCAGAAUGUGAACACUAGCACAACUGGCUGUCUGUACGGGGGAGUUCUGUACAGAACGGGAAACACAUGGGAUGAUGGCUGCCAAUACAAGUGCAAGUGCUUGGAUGAGAACACUGGGGUCUAUCAGUGUACUGAAAGAUGCUUUGAGUUCCAGAACAUUCCUGCCACCUGCCAGCUGGUGGUGGACCCGGUAGACAUCUGCUGUGAGGUACCGAAGUGUGCGCCGCCGCCCACCACCCAGAGCCCCCCCACCACUCUGUUUGCCGUGCCCACACCCGUGCCUGGGCCAGGGGACACAACCACUCUUGUACCUGGAGUAAGGACGCCGCCCGGCCCAGCAUUUUGUGAGUACAGUGGUGUAUUGUACUCUCAAGACCAGUCCUGGUAUAAUGGCUGUGACUCAGUCUGUAUUUGUCAAGAUGCUUCAGCAAACUACACGACAUGCAGAGAUAGGUGUGCGACAUACGCCAGUAUUCCACCAGAAUGUAGAAUGGUGGCAGACCCCCAGGAUCCCACCUGCUGCAGAGUUCCUGAAUGCAUCCCCACCCCGGCUCCCACCUACACCCCUCUGCCCGCCGGUGCCCCCACACCCACACCCACCAUUGUGACUGUUGUGCCCGGGGUGGUGACAGGACAGGCGCCCAAGCCUCAACCUACGCCGGACCCUAAUACCGGAGUCACACUCAAGCCAGAACAUGCGUGUGUGUAUAAAGGCCUAGAUUACCGUCAGGGUAUGAAGUGGCAAGAUGGCUGUGAAUACAACUGUCAGUGUGUCAAUGAGACAACAGGGACUUAUAAAUGUGAUGAGAGGUGCCCAUCAUAUUCCUUUGUGCCAUCUGAGUGUCAGUUGAUCCCCGACCCCAAUGACUACUGUUGCCGCCUCAUGCAAUGUGACUUCAACAAACCGACCCUUGACCCCUACCAGCCAACACCUGGACCUGGCACUGGGGCGACGCCCACUCCAGGGGUCAAUCAGCCUCUCACACUGAGACCUGAUCUAGCCUUCUGUGUGUACCAGGGUGUGGCUUACAAGCAGGGCGACUCCUGGGACAUCGGCUGUGACCAGACGUGUCGGUGCGAGGAUGCUCCACGGAACUACUACACCUGUGCUGAUAGGUGCCGCACAUUCACCAACAUUGCCGCGGGCUGUCGCAAAGUGAUUGACCCUAAGGACUCUUGCUGUAUGGCCCUUGUGUGUGUGCCUGACCCAGGCCUGACCCCGACCCCGUACCCCGUUAACGUGCCCGGGGUCACGCCGCUUGCCCCCAAUCAGAUUCCCACAGCUGUGCCAGGAACCAUUGUGGGGAAACCCGGGCCUGGAGCACCUCCUGAUAUCACUGGCUGUGUUCAUAAUGGUGUCGAGUACAAAACCAGGGAAAAGUGGCAAGAUGGCUGUAACUAUGUUUGUGAAUGUUUAGAUGACAGAACAGGCCAGUACAAAUGCACUGACAGGUAUUUCAAAAAUGUAUAUUCUUGUUAUUACAAAGGAGCUUACCAUGGUCAAGGUCAGAAAUGGAGAGACGGAUGUGAAUUUAAUUGUGAGUGCAUCGAUGGAUCCACUGGAAAAUAUGAGUGUCUUGAAUUAUGUCCGCGCUAUCCGAACACGGCCACUUGCCCCAUGGUCAGAGACCCUAACAACCCGUGCUGCCUUAAGCCUGACUGUAACACUCCGAGCGUGACACCACCCUCCAUCACCGGCCCUGUUCCUGUCACAGUGAAGCCUCUGCCCACCCCAUACCCCGUACAGCACACUACUCUGGUGCCCAAGACAGCAUUCUGUGUGUACCAAGGCCUGCCCUACAAGCAGUUUGACACCUGGACAGAUGGAUGUGACUUCAAGUGUCGCUGUGAAGAUGCUGCCGUCAAUCGGGUUAACUGUGAUCAAAGAUGCCCCAGCUACAGUAAUCUGCCGAGUGGUUGUUCUUUGGUCACCGACCCCAGCGACCCAUGUUGCCAGGUGCCCAACUGUGUGCCGGCUCCUGGCCAGACACCAGCGCCGACAGCCACAGGCGUCGUUGGUGUGGUCACUGGGAGAGCUCUACCAGAUCCUGCCUACCCUAACCCUCCAGGUAUGUGUGUUUAUCACGGGAAGACAUACCGAGAAGGAGACAAGUGGCAGGAUGACUGCUCCUUUAACUGCCAGUGUAUUGACGGCACCAAUGGAUACUACUACUGCACAGAGAGGUGUUCGCGCUACCCGUCAGUGCCGCAGGGAUGCCACCUUGAGCCCGACCCUCAGGACCUCUGCUGUGAGGCUCUGAUCUGCGAGGGGCCAGCCCCCCCGACCCUGGCACCGGUCAGUCCGACAGGCAACACCGGGCCGGUCACUGUCCCCAUUGUGGCGCCCACACUGCCUGUCAGCCAGGGUGUGUCUGUGCCCACACCUCCUGCCCCAACGGCCACCCUGAAGCCACCUGCAGUAGACGUGUGUGUCUACAAGGGUCAACUGUACCUGCAAGGACAAAGCUGGUACGAUGGCUGUCGCAUGCAGUGCUCAUGCGAUAAUGCAACAAUCCAGUACUACAGCUGCCAGGAAAGAUGCACAGCGUACAGCUCCCUGCCACCUGAGUGUGUGAUGGUUCCCGACCCGGCUGACCCCUCAUGCUGUAACGUUCCCAGCUGCCCGCUGGUCCCUAAGGGUCAGGUCCCGACACCUGGGCCAAUCAUUCCUCCACAAGUUCCAGGAAAAGUUGUGGGCAUAGGCAAGGUUCCGACACCCGCCCCUCAAGUGACUCCCGUUGGUUUCACAGGCACCACACAGUUGCCACCCACUGCAGCCCUAGGCUGUCUCUACAAGGGAGUGGUCUACAAGCAGAAUGACCAAUGGUCUGAUGGCUGUGAGUGGGACUGUGUUUGCGAGGACGACAUCACUGGCCAGUAUAAGUGUACUGAAAAAUGUCCUCGGAAGUAUGCUCUGCCCAGCCAGUGUGUCCUGCUGAAGGAUCCGGCCAACCCAUGCUGUGAGCUGCCCUAUUGUGACUUUGUGAACCCCACGCCGUUCCCCAAUGGAAUUCCCACCGCUGUGCCAGGCCAGGCUCCUAUCAACAUCACUGGGGUCACCACUGGGUACAGCGAUGUCAGAGACGUCUGUGUGUACAAGGGAUCUUUCUACCAGCAAGAUGAGACCUGGAAUGAUGGGUGCAGCCUCUCUUGUGAAUGUGUCAACGCCAACACUGGACUCUACGAAUGUGUUGACAGAUGCCCAACUUACAUCAAUGUAUCCAAGGAGUGUGUGAUGGUGACAGACCCUAAGGAUUCUUGCUGCCAGGAGCCUAAGUGUCCCGUUCCCACACCAAACCCAAACCCUGGCCCUGUGCCCACAGCCUCCAACGGCAGCACCCUGGUGCCUCCCACACGCCCCAACGUCUACGUCGUGCAGCCGCAGCCUCCCAGGACGUUCACCGGACAAGGGGGUUCCCCACAGGUCCAGCUGGGUGGCAACAGCCCGUCACUCAGUGGAUACACCGAUUCCUGUUUGUACAAGGGAACCUUCUAUAAACAAGGUGAUACUUUUGAGGACGGCUGUCAGUACAGGUGCUCUUGUGUGGAUGCUCUCAGAGGCCGCUACAGAUGUGUCGAGAGAUGUCCCAGAUAUGACACCUUGCCGUCAUUCUGCACAAUGGAGACUGACCCGAAUGACAGCUGCUGUGUUAUUCCAAGGUGUGUGCCACCCAGUCCUACUCCUACUACACCUACAACUACCACAACUACAACAAUGACACCAGCCCCAGUCACCUUAGCCCCUGCCACAACUUUUGCACCACCGACGGCUACAACCACCGUCCCAACAACCACCACCACAGUUUCAACCACUACCCCACCCCCAAAUGUUUGCGUUUAUGACGGCAAGUUCUACAAUGCCAGAGACGCUUGGACUGAUGCCAAAGACUGCUCCAUGAGAUGUACAUGUCUCUCCAUCACCAACGUUUAUUCUUGUCACAAUAUCUGCCCAGUUUAUGCUGAGCUACCGUCGUACUGUAAGCUGAUCUUGCCUCAAGGCUCUAACUGUUGCAAAGAGCCUGUUUGUACCGUCAAUGGGAAGAACGUGACUGGUGAAGUCCCGAUCGGAACAGUUCAGACCAAAGGUGGCUCCAGCGCUAAGAGAGAUGUCAAUCCAACGACAGGCAAAGGUAUUUGUAACUACAAGGGUCAGCCCUACCCGGCUGGAGCGACAUGGUUUGAUGGCUGUGACUUCAGUUGUAGCUGUGCCCAGGACGGCAGCUAUUAUACUUGUGUGUCCAGAUGCCCCAGCUACCCUGCAUCUGGUGCCGUCUCUGCCAACUGCCAGACGGUGACAGUCCCCGGUCAGUGCUGUCCCGUCCUGCACUGCGACAUCCCAGGAGUGGGCAAGUACUCCCCAGUGCCCGACAUGUUGACCGUACCAGUCGUCCCACCCCCGAAACCUGGCCAGCCGGGCAAGACGGCAUCGGGACUUCCUCAGAUCUGGUUGGUCCCCGGCGUAAACUCAAACAAGCCCACGCUUCCCGGAGGGGGGUACGUGAUACCGAGUACAUCACCCGGUCUGACCGGCCUCCGAGACAAAUGUGUGUACAGCAACCAUCUGUAUGAUGAAGGGGACACCUGGUACGCUGGCUGUGAUCUCAUCUGCACAUGUCUCGAUGCGUUCACUGGACACUACACGUGCGAUCAUGAAUGCCCUACAUUUGAGGCAAAACUCCUUCCUUCUGGCUGUAGCCUGGUCCAGUCUGGCUGCUGCCAGAUGCCAACGUGCAGGAUGCCCAAUGGUACAGUGUUCGAUCCUGUGGCUAAGCCUGAGCCGACCAUGCCUGUUGUCAACGGAGUGGGUGGUGGUUUUACAGGAACAAAGCUCGGCUUCACGGGCAACUCCUCGUUCAUCUCAGGAGCCAGAAGUAAGAGAUAGAGUGUAUGGUAGUUCUUUCAAGUUUUUGUCUUUGAAGUUUUUGUAGCUUCAUCUCCAGAGCCAGAAAUAAGAGAUAGAGUUUAUUUUAGUUUUUUCAAGUUUUUGUCUUUAAAGUUUUUGUAGGUUCCUUUAGGACUGCGGAUGAGUACUAUUGUUUGUGUCUUUCCAUGUCUGUCUGUGUGAUCUCUUACAGACAAAUUCUAACGUGUUUAUCUUUUAACUCUUUCACUACCAUGGGCCGUGUUUCCCGGCUCUCAACUUCCUGCCCCAAAACCAUACCUACUUUUGUGGUAGUCGAAUCUGAAACUUAUGCUGAAAAAUGAUCGUUUUUAGCAACAUGUUGAGAUAGGUCAUUAUUUCCCCUUUAUUUCCGUAUAUAAUGCAAGUGACUAAUAUUGAAAAUUGAACCAAAAAAUCUUUAAUUUGUCCGACGGUAGGCAGAAUCAGA
This is a messenger RNA of Aplysia californica (California sea hare), 10504 nucleotides long. RefSeq lists its product as uncharacterized. The record is from RefSeq and is a predicted model, not a curated record. NCBI's taxonomy places the organism in Eukaryota, Metazoa, Mollusca, Gastropoda, Aplysiida, Aplysiidae. Gene Ontology annotation, molecular function: protein binding. The transcript is spliced from 71 exons. Bases 1 to 10056 code for a protein of 3351 amino acids.